CGCGCAUGCGUCUAGUAAGAUGUUGCGCAACGCGUGGGGAAAUCUCGCGGGAAGUGCUGGAGUUCUGUGCUGGUUACCGGGGGCUGUGAGAGUAGGCGCGGAGUCGGGUGGGCUCCCUGUGCGAGGCGUGGGGUGUUGCUGCAGCAAUGUCCUCGAAUUCCCCUUCUGGAUUUUACCGGCAGGAGUUGAACAAGACGUUGUGGGAGGUGCCUGAGCGGUACCAGAAUCUGAGUCCCGUGGGCUCCGGGGCUUACGGCUCGGUGUGUUCGGCCUUUGAUACGAAGACAGAACAGCGUGUGGCAGUGAAAAAGCUUUCACGCCCCUUUCAGUCCAUCAUCCAUGCCAAGCGUACCUAUAGGGAACUUCGUCUUCUAAAGCACAUGAAACAUGAAAAUGUCAUUGGGCUCUUAGAUGUUUUUACUCCAUCAAAGUCCUUUGAGGAAUUCAAUGAUGUAUACCUGGUUACGCAUCUAAUGGGAGCCGACCUUAACAAUAUAGUGAAAUGCCAGAAGCUGACAGAUGAUCAUGUGCAGUUCUUGAUCUAUCAAAUCCUGAGAGGACUUAAGUACAUCCACUCAGCUGAUAUUAUCCAUAGAGACUUGAAACCCAGCAACCUUGCUGUGAAUGAAGAUUGUGAGUUGAAAAUUCUUGACUUUGGGCUGGCACGGCAUACAGAUGAAGAGAUGACUGGAUAUGUGGCUACAAGGUGGUAUCGGGCGCCGGAAAUCAUGCUAAAUUGGAUGCAUUAUAACCAGACAGUGGAUAUCUGGUCGGUGGGAUGUAUAAUGGCUGAGCUCCUGACAGGUCGAACUCUGUUUCCAGGUACAGACCAUAUUAAUCAGCUGCAGCAGAUUAUGCGCCUGACUGGAACACCUCCAUUUUAUCUGAUUAACAGGAUGCCUAGCCAUGAGGCCCGGAGUUACAUCCAGUCUCUGCCAUAUAUGCCCAAGAUGAAUUUUGAAGAUGUUUUCCUGGGCGCCAAUCCUCAAGCUGUAGACCUACUAGAAAAAAUGCUUGUUCUGGAUACGGACAAGAGGAUUACUGCAACAGAGGCUUUAGCUCAUCCCUAUUUUGCUCAGUAUCAUGAUCCAGAUGAUGAACCUGUAGCUGAGCCUUAUGACCAAAGUUUUGAGAGCCGUGAGCUGGACAUUGAAGAGUGGAAAAGUCUAACAUAUGAAGAAGUACUUUGUUUUGAGCCUCCUCCACUAGACUCAGAUGAAAUGGAAUCUUGAAGAAACUACAGUAUUCCAAAGGUGUUUUGCCGCUGUGAAGAUGAUGGUGGAGGGGUCUAUUUUCAGCUCCCAUCUAUCAUACAAGUGCCUAUCAGACUGUGGAUCUGAGUGACUUGCAUAUAUACAUCUCUAUAUAUAUUUCCUUUACUGAGGAGUUAUUUAAAUGGAACCUAACUGUGGCUGCAUGUGUCCCCCAGUUGCCUCUCACUUUUACAAGUACAGUUCUAUAUCCUUGUCCCUACACAAUGAUCUGUGCCACACAUUAUUUUGAAAGUAACCGUUAAAGAGGUUGUCUUGAUGUUCCCUCGAUGUCUCAUUUGUGGUUUCAUCUAAGGAAAGAAAAAACUUACCAAGGCAGAUAAGUGGAUGUAUAGUCUAUGGGUUGUGAGGGAUAUGUUUGUGCUGGAUACUUUUUCUGCAUCCAUAGGGGGGAGGGGGAUAUGUGUCUCAAUUACCAAAUUAACGUCACAAAUAGACCACAUUCAGCACUUUCUAAUGAUAUUUGUGCUACUAAGAGCUUUGUCUGAUGUGUCUGAAUCAGAGAAUGCAUCCAUGAAUCCGUGCCCCAGUAAUAGUGGUGUAGCUCAGUUGAGCACUUAAAAUUUUAAGAUAAAACUGUCUUCUAUUUCAGUAAUCAUUGUUGGAACACCCGUAAAAAAAAAACUUUAAAAUGCAAUAUGCUCCUAGCAAAUAUGAUUUUGACUUUGCAGAACUAAAGAGACUAUAAAACAAUUUAUAGAUAUAUUUAUGUUUACGAUAUAUACUUAAUUGUUCUGUUUCAUAUAGAUGGUAAUUUGCAUACAAUUUUGUUUGUUUUUAUUCUUAGAAUAAAUCUUUUCAUAUGAUAGUUUUGCUCUGUUCUUUCACCAGUACUGUAGGAUGAAAAUGAGAAAUUAUGAAGUGAGUUGACUAAUUGAUCAUGAUAGUUAAUGUACAAAAAAAAAAGUUUAAAGUUUCUUUUACACAAAGCAUCUCUUUCAAACAUUGUUUCAUACUGUAGUUUGUCAUUUCCUUCACUAUAUGCAGUCUAUGGAGUGUACAUAGGGCCUAAUUCAGACCUGAUCGGAGCUGUGCGUUUUCUCACAGCAGCCAAUCAUGUCUGAACUGUGCAUGUGCCGGCGCUAUAGUGCUCCGGCGCAUGCCAGACAGCCGACGGCCAUCUCAGCCCUGCGAUUGCCUCUACCUGAUUGACAGGCAAAGGCGUUCGCUGGGCAGGAGGGGGCUGGCCGGUGGUGUUUGGCCGCCGUUUCAGGGGCACGGUCCGGGCAACGCAGGCAUGCCCGGACCGCGUGGGGGGCGGCCCACGGCGGCUGCGUGACAUCACACACAGCCGCUGCGACCCUCAGCGACGAGUUGUUCCCUGCCAGCGUGCAGGAGCUGCGCUGGCAGGGAGCUACUUUUCAAGUACAAAAGCAUCGCCGCUGUGCAAUGCUUUGGUACUUGUGCGG
Pseudophryne corroboree (corroboree frog) is the source of this 2680-nucleotide messenger RNA. Its product is annotated as mitogen-activated protein kinase 14. The coding region runs from base 147 to 1232 and encodes 361 amino acids. Gene Ontology annotation, cellular component: nucleus; cytoplasm. Lineage: Eukaryota; Metazoa; Chordata; Amphibia; Anura; Myobatrachidae. Gene Ontology annotation, biological process: protein phosphorylation; p38MAPK cascade. The transcript has 12 exons. The record is from RefSeq and is a predicted model, not a curated record. Gene Ontology annotation, molecular function: ATP binding; MAP kinase activity.